AUGGAGCCCGUCGACAACGUUCCGAGAGGCUACAGGUUUCUUCCCAUGGCGGACGAACUCGUGGUCGACUACCUCGCCAAAUGGGUUGCUGGCACACCCCUCCCUAGCCGCGCUGUCGCCUUCGCCGACGUCUACGGCACCGAGCCGUGGAAUCUUCUCGGCAGCGAUCGGCAGGAGGGCUAUUUCUUUGCGGAGCGUCAUCCCAAGACCAGCCGCGGCUCGCGCGUGGAUCGAACGGCCGGCACCGGUUCUUGGACUCUGAACAGAAGGCAAGAACCCGUCAAGUCCAUCGUCGACGGGCGCGAGAUGGUGGUGGGACGAAAGAGCUUCCUUUCCUUCAAGGACGGCCGGCGGAAGAACUCCGGGUGGACAAUGUACGAAUACGAGAUGUGUUCCUCCGCCUUCGAGACACGAGUUCUCUGUCACGUGAAGAAGAGCUCGCAUCAACCCAUCACCGGCGGCAGUUUCGUUGGGCAGAAGAGAAGUAGAGAGGAAUCUUCUACUCUCUCAUCAGCAGCACCCAAGAAGCCAUGCCGGGGGUUGCUUGCACAUUCCAGCGGAGCAUUGCAGUCCGACGUCUCACCACCUCCGACCGCGGUGGUGCAACAGCCAUUAUUGGCUCCCGUCGUGACACCCCCGGAGAGUCGUCUUUCCUCCAUCGACUCCGUGGCACCGAACGAAGCCGGAGUCCCAGCCGCCUCCCCAUCGUCAACGGACGUUGGUGGAGGUGACCUCGGGAUAACUGCCGAAGAACUCGAAUCAUUUGACCUCGGGAUAACUUCGGAGGAACUCGAAGUAUUCUUGGCUUCGUCUUCGUCGUCGGUCGAUCUUGGCGGUGAGCAGAACUGCACCGACGAUACUUUCUUCACCAGAGAGGUUGAAGCCUUCUUGAUGUCAGAUGACACAGACACAGCCUCGACUACCAUCCCGAAGGCUUCGCCGUCAGGCCUCGUCAAUGUUCUCUUGAUGCCCGAUGACACUUGGAUUGAUUCGACCACGGUCGCAGAGGUUUCCUCCUCAUCGUCGUCGAUCGACUUCGUUGCGUGUGAGCAGAUGUACUGCACCGACGAUCACUUCUUUACGAGCCUGGAACCGAUCAAAGCCUUCAUGAAGUCGGAUGACACCCCUAUGGAUUCGACUAUGAUCUCGUGGUUGGAGCAGUAA
Molecule: messenger RNA, 1164 nt
Organism: Musa acuminata AAA Group (dessert banana)
Lineage: Eukaryota; Viridiplantae; Streptophyta; Magnoliopsida; Zingiberales; Musaceae
Product: NAC domain-containing protein 6-like
Exons: 1
Coding region: 1-1164 (387 amino acids)
Biological process (GO): regulation of DNA-templated transcription
Molecular function (GO): DNA binding
Source: RefSeq, a predicted model, not a curated record